This is a messenger RNA of Thyridium curvatum, 1146 nucleotides long. RefSeq lists its product as uncharacterized. Bases 1 to 1146 code for a protein of 381 amino acids. NCBI's taxonomy places the organism in Eukaryota, Fungi, Ascomycota, Sordariomycetes, Thyridiales, Thyridiaceae. The transcript has a single exon. Gene Ontology annotation, molecular function: ubiquitin protein ligase activity. Gene Ontology annotation, biological process: negative regulation of gene expression via chromosomal CpG island methylation; protein ubiquitination. The record is from RefSeq and is a predicted model, not a curated record.
AUGACCACCCCAAUUUCUGUUCCGGACGGAGUUGCUAUUGGCCAGACCCACCAGCAACGGGUCAACUACCUUACUCGGACCCGAAGGGUCAUUGUCUCCAAUCUUCUUGUUCAGUACAAGAAGCCGGAGCAGUUCCGGCAGAUGGCCAUUGUUGAGGCCCGUGAGCCAGAGCUUGACGGGUUCCUAGCAUUUCUAGAAUCUCCUGCUGUUGCUAUGACGCCGGAGCUCAAGAAAGACGGCAAGAUCGACGUCACCCUGAACGCGGUGAUCGAUCCGGGAAUGAAGGUCCCGGAUCGCUUCGUUCAGCGGAGUCGGGCUCUCCUCGACAAGUUCGAGGACGAGAAUUGGGGUGGCGAUAGUGACGUUGAUGACGAGGCGGAGGACGGCCAGGAGGCGGCGGAAGAGGCUUCGGCUUCUGCUGCAACGCCUUCAUCGUCCAACUCUGCUGCUGGCCCUUCCAAGGCCCAGAAGAAGGAGGCCACCGCGCCUCCGAGGAUCCGGUAUCCAGCCCGGAACCACCCCAUCUUUGGGGAGGACGGCAUCAUGCACGGCGCCAUCAUCAAGCACAGCGCGAAGACCAAGACUUACCUUCUCGACGACCGAUACCAGGCGACCGAUGCCAAGCGAUACGGCCACAACGGCCUGACCGUUGGCGCUUGGUUCCCGAUACAGCUCGUGGCCAUGUUCAACGGCGCCCACGGCGCCCGCGUUGCCGGCAUCUCCGGCUCGUCGACCCACGGCGCGUACUCGGUCGUCGUCUCUGGUGCGUACGAUGACCUGGACCGUGAUCUGGGAAAUAUCAUUUACUACUCGGGCUCCGGUAGCCACAAGCAUGAAGAUCCCGAGAACCCUCCCAAGGCGACUGACGGAACCAAGGCGCUGAAGGCCUCGCUGGAUACCGGAAACUUGGUUCGCGUUCUCCGCUCCUCGUCUGGAAAGAGCUCGUUCACGCCCAAGGUUGGCCUGCGCUAUGAUGGUCUGUACAAGGUCGUCGGGCUCGGUACUACCAGGAACAGCCUGGGUGGACAGGUCGAGCUGUUCAAGCUGCAGCGCAUGGCCGGCCAGACCAGCCUGGAGGACCUUGUUAGGUAUUCUCCGACCCGCCGGGAGAAGCGGGACUUCACCAGGUACCGUGAUGGCUAUUAA